This is a messenger RNA of Trichoplusia ni (cabbage looper), 2492 nucleotides long. RefSeq names its product protein ABHD18. Bases 141 to 1931 code for a protein of 596 amino acids. NCBI's taxonomy places the organism in Eukaryota, Metazoa, Arthropoda, Insecta, Lepidoptera, Noctuidae. The transcript has 10 exons. The record is from RefSeq and is a predicted model, not a curated record.
ACUUGUUGACAUCAAUGACAUCCCUCAUUUCCAUUGAACCAAAAUGUAUUGACGAGCUGUAAUCGUAAUAGUGAAAUCAAUUGGAUUUCUUAAAUAAAACUGAUCAGUGAAACAGGCCAUAUCCGUCCGGAUCACAAAUCAUGUCCACCAGUAGGUUAGAUGCUAUGUAUAGAAGUAUACUUCUAACCAAAUUUUUUACUAAAGGAUGGGGGAAACCAGAGAACUUACGAAGGUUAUUCGAGUUCAGAAAAGUGGUAUCGAACCGGGAAGAAUGCUUGAAAUUAAUAGAAAGAGACUAUCCUGUUACGAUUACAAGGGAACAAAAAAUGUCAGACUGCACACUGUUGGAAGGCUACUUCCUGUCACCUCUGGAACGGUACCUGCCCGGGAUAGUGCCAGAGAUAGCCCAGAAGGCUCACUUCCAGGCACUUCUGCCAGUGCACUGGCCAGAGAAAGGCUGCAAGCCCAUGUGUCUACACUUAGCUGGUACUGGAGACCAUUUCUUCUGGCGACGGCGGAAUUUAAUGGUGAAGCCGUUGUUGAAAGAAGCCGGUAUCGGCGGAAUUAUUCUCGAGAAUCCAUUCUAUGGACUAAGGAAACCCACUGAUCAAGUUCGGUCAUCCCUACACAACGUGUCGGACAUAUUCGUGAUGGGCGGCUGCCUGAUCCUGGAAUCGCUGGUGCUGUUCCACUGGUGCGAGCGCAACGGACUCGGCCCGCUCGGAGUCACCGGGCUCUCGAUGGGCGGACAUAUGGCGUCACUGGCAGCUACGAACUGGCCGAAGCCACUGGUACUAGUCCCGUGUCUGUCGUGGUCAACAGCAUCUGCUGUGUUCUUACAGGGUGUUAUGUCGCAUUCAAUAAACUGGGACCUACUCGAGGACCAGUACCUAUCGGACGGCGAGUACCGGGAGAAGCUGUCCAAGAUGGUCACCAUCGUAGACGAGGCCUUCCUCGCGGGGAAGAAGUUCGCAAGGACCUACUCACAGUCAAUGGAAUUACCUGUAGCCAACAAUACAGAGAAAAAGAAAGAUGACGCAGAACCGGCGAAGAAACUAGAUAUUACAUACAAUGAGAGUGGUGCCAAAGUACCCCCGAACGUGGUCGACGUAGACGUCAGUAAAAACAUUCUAGAUAUUAAUACCGGAGAGACUAAAGUCACGACUGAUACUGUGGCUCACAGUGAGACUUUAUACAAGGAGCUUCAGAGAUUAUUAGGAGAAGGUAAAAUUAGUGACGUGUUGUUUAAGAAGCUUACCUCGAACGAGAAGUUCGUGCUGGAGCCGCAGGACAUUGAGGCCCUCAACCAGCUCAGCGAACAAAAUAUUAAGGAGGUUUUAUUAAAAUGUAAAGUUGCUGACCUGCAGCAGUUAUUACAAAACUCUAAGAAGCAUGUUCAAGAGAAAAUGCGAGAGAAAUCAAGCGCCAACGAAACCGACCUCGUCGUCGACAGCAGCCCACAGAUUCUUAAAGACCCCUUAAAAAGUGUAGAACUCACACAAAAAGCCGUAAAGAAACCUGAAAAACCCUGGAAUAUAUCAGAGUUCACUUCAGACUUGUGGGUUAAUCUACCUUUCUUAAGGUCGACGUCGAAAAGUGGGAAGAAGAUAGAUAUAGGCAAAAUACACUGGAGAGAUAGAGAGGCGCUACAGUUCAUGAGGGGAAUCAUGGAUGAGUGCACGCAUUUGAGUAACUUCUCUGUACCGUUUGAUACGUCGCUAAUUAUUGCGGUUUGCGCGAAGCACGACGCGUACGUGCCUCGUGAGGACGUGGGCACGCUGGAGGAGAUCUGGCCCGGCGCGGAGGUGCGCUACGUGGACGCCGGACACGUGUCCGCCUAUAUACUGCACCAGUCGUUAUUCAGAUCCUGCAUCAAAGAAGCCUUCGAGCGCUCAAAGAAAAGGUGGAAAGACGGCAAACAUAUCGACUGACAAUAGCUAUUACUUUUACAUUGUUACGCGUUCCUCGUGUCUCGGACACCGACGUUCCCGCUCAAACGAUUGAAUGUGUUCAAUCCUUGUACAGUUGUUAUUUAUAUGUUAUUCAAUGCUUAAGGUUUCAUUAACAAAUUUGGUGCAAAACGUAAACGCCUCGCGUGUCUUGUCUAUUUAGUUAGUUAUAACUAUACUAAUGUAACUAAAGUUAACUUAGGUUGUGCCAUGUUGUUGCACAAUUCGUAAAAGUUAGCACAAAUUUUACACAUUGUUAUAGUCGUUUUAAUGUCGUUAACAGAAGUAGAAGUUGUUCUCCUCGUGAAUGGGUUGUAUAAGUGUGUAAUGUGAAUUUGACAGGACUCAAGGGCUAAGCACACGGGGUAAAAUAUAUACGCCUAUAACUCACCUGUAGAUCACAUUCGUGCGAGUUUCGUCGCGGACUAUUUCCACGUAUAAAAUACGUUGUGUGCAUAAGUUCAUGUGAUAAGUGCGUUCGCCAAAUUCCAGAGCCUGGAUUUCACAGGUCGAAAACUAGACUGGAAACGCACAGAACCAAAA